AUGGUAAUUCUAGACAAGGUUUCAAAUGGAUACCGCGAAUUCAUUUUGCCUAUGGCACUUCAAGACGAAGUGCUCUGCAGGGCGGUUGCAGUCGUGGCGGCCCAGCACCUUAGCCAGGGGCUGCCUGCGCUGGAAGUGGCUGCUGAGAAGGGCCGCGCGGCGGUGAUCUCACGACUCCGACGGGAUGCAUCAUUUGAAUCUCAAGUCUUCAACGAAUUCACAUGGGCCACUUUGAUAGUUCUUCUCGUGGGUGAGACCGUUACAGGAAAUGUUGACUACGGCCUCCUUGUCCAGAUGCUGCUAUGCUUGUCAAACAAUCAUGCCGUCAAGACGAAGCGAUCGCCAUUGACUCAAUUCCUUGAGGCUCAGACACACAUGUUAGUUGAUGAAAAUGUGCCUCCUGACUUCUUAGCCCUGAAAGUUAACAUGCCUGCAAGGUUCACAAUGUUAGGACAGCCUUUUCUUGGAGAAGACGAUGGCGUCAAGUUCAUACAAAGGACAUUUGACGGCUGUACAGACUGGCUUCCAUGCGAAGAACUUCCUCUACAUAGCGAAGAUAGGCGGAACGUGGUUCUGAUAAGACAGUGCUUCGCAGAGGCCUGUAACAUCUACCUUGGGCGUGCCACUACCAAUCACAAACAGGAAGUGGUCAUCGAGCGUCUGACACAACUUCUACUUCAAAUCGACAGCGAUGCACGGGGUGCUCACGCAUUGGUAUGGGUCUAUUUUAUCGCGGGAGCCGAGGCCAAUGAUCCGCAGCAAAGGGAGUUUUUUGUCACCCGCAUGAACGAGACCUAUCAACAGACAAGGUUUCGCAAUAUUCCAGCCGCUGUGCAGUCACUCCAAAGGAUAUGGAUGAGGAGAUCGAGUCAGAAGUGGACGAGCUGCCUUCCGGAGCUGACGCGGGUUUUGGUCAUGUGA
Molecule: messenger RNA, 921 nt
Organism: Diaporthe amygdali
Lineage: Eukaryota; Fungi; Ascomycota; Sordariomycetes; Diaporthales; Diaporthaceae
Exons: 1
Coding region: 1-921 (306 amino acids)
Biological process (GO): positive regulation of transcription by RNA polymerase II
Cellular component (GO): nucleus
Molecular function (GO): transcription cis-regulatory region binding; DNA-binding transcription factor activity
Source: RefSeq, a predicted model, not a curated record